GUGAUGCUGUGACUUGGCAAGAGAAGGAGAAAGCGUGGAAAGAUAUAGAAAUGACUUUCAAUAGUAGAGGAUUAGGGCCUUUUCGUGAUGCGAAGCACCUCAAAAUUAAAUAUGAGGCGAUAAAAAAAAUACCAGAAAAAAAGCUAGUACCAUCCGCGCCGAGUUAUAUAAGACAGGUGGUGGAAUAAAUGAAGCACCACCUUAUACAGAAACAGAAAAGAAAGUCAAAGAAAUGAUCUUAUUAUCUGUUGAAGAGGAAGAGAGCAUAUGUGAUUCUGAUCAAAUUAUUAUUGAAGAGAAUAGAACUGAAGGAUUUGUGCCAUUGGAGCCAAAUAUAAAAGUUAUUUACAUGGAGCAGAAUAGCGAUUCGGGUGAUAAUCAUAGACAAACGGAACAAGAAAAACCUCUUUCUCCAUCAGUUCCUUCAUCAAAUUCAAUAGAAGGAGAAGCAAAUGAAAAUACAUGGAGCCAAUGGAAACCUGCUUCCCUAAAAACAAAAAAACAUCCUGCUUUGUGCCAACCAAAAGAGAAAAGGGUGUUUGAUAAAUUGGGUGAAGCCAAACUUGCCUUGGUGGAAUUGCAGAAAGAGGUAUUAGAAGAAGAAUUGAAGGAGAAGAGAAAGAAGAAUGAAAUUUUGGAAGGAGAAGAAAAACAGAAAAUGGAAAUCCAUGAGCUACAGAUGAAAAUGUUGCGAGAGGAAAUUCUGCACAAAACAAGUAUGCAGAAAAGCAUGAAAGAAGAGCAAAGUAAAUUGUAUGAUUUGAAAGAGAAGGCACUUUUAUUGGAGAUUGAGAAGAACAAAAAUGUAUGCUCAUGCAAUAAUAAAACCGUGAAUUAA
Coccinella septempunctata (seven-spotted ladybird) is the source of this 838-nucleotide messenger RNA. RefSeq lists its product as uncharacterized. The transcript is spliced from 3 exons. Bases 233 to 838 code for a protein of 201 amino acids. The record is from RefSeq and is a predicted model, not a curated record. Lineage: Eukaryota; Metazoa; Arthropoda; Insecta; Coleoptera; Coccinellidae.